AUGACCACAUUACCGACUACCGGUAAUGUGGUAUUAGAAAGUCAUUAUUUAAAUAAUACAAGUCGUCCAAUAACGGAAAAUGAUUCUUAUCAACAAGUGAAUUUUCAAACAUUUCAAAUGUUGGUUGCAUCAGUUAUUGAUCCUGUGAAUAGUGAUGACAUACGAUUAAAGCAUGUUUUAAUGAUUGCCGAAUAUAUUGAUAUUUUACCAUCAUUACCAAAUUAUUUACAAUAUAUUGAUUUAUUGAUAAAGAAUUUUUUGCGAACAUUACGUGAAACUGAACCUGUAUUUAUUGCUCAAUUACCUGCUCAGCUUAUUCGUAAACACAUGAUUGAUAUUUUACAUCGUUUACCGACCAAUGAUUAUUUAAGGCCACAUAUUAAAGAUAUUCUAACCGUGAUGCUAAAAUUAAUUCAAACUGAUAAUGAAGAAAAUGCUCUGUUAUAUUUACGAAUUAUUGUCGAAUUAAAAAAACAAUUUCGUCCCCAACUCAUAACUGAAGUGCGAGAAUUUUUACAAUUUAUUCAUGCAGUUUAUCGCCGAAAAUCAAUGUUAUUAGAUAAAUUAUUUUAUACAAAAUCUUAUACGUUUUCCAAUACAUCGUUAAGUGAUAUAUCGGCAUCAUUAGAUACAAUUUUAGAUGAAAUAUUUACAACAAUAACAAUAACAGUGAGAAAACCAACUGUUAGUGUUGCACCAACGGCAACUGAUGAACAGACAGAAACAGUGUACACAAUAAUUCCACGUGCAUCAUACUCAUUAAAAAUUCUUGCCGAAUAUCCCAUUGUUAUUGUUCUUCUUUUUCAAUUGUGUCGACAAGCGUUACAAACAGAAUUUGGUGAUCUGAUACCAUUAUUUCUUCAAUAUUUAAUUUUACAACCGACAAAUGAACAACGAGCUCAACCAAAUUUUAGUAUUGACAUUUAUAUUGAUUUUUUAACAACACAAGUGAAGACAUUAUCAUUCUUAGCUUUUGUUGGUAAACAAUAUCAAGAACAAUUAGCUCAAUAUAGUGAAACAUUGGUACUAGCAUUAAUUCAAUUAUUAGAAAAUUGCCCACCUGAAAAUGUUCAAUUACGUAAAGAUAUUAUUGUUGCAGCACGACAUAUAUUAUCAACAGACCUAAGAAAUUUGUUUAUUCCACAUGUGAAACGAUUUUUUGAUGAAAAUUUACUAUUAAGCACCGGUUAUACUGCUCAUGAAACACUAAAAGCAUUAGCAUAUAAUACCAUAGCCGAUUUUUUUCAUCAUAUACGUCAAAGUUUAACAUUUGAUGAUUUAGUUCAAGUUAUACGUAUAUAUUCAAAAAUUAUCCAUGAUACAACAUUACCAGCAUCUGUACAAAUAAUGUGUCUCAAAUUUUUAGGAAAUGUAGCAGAAACAAUACGACAAAAAGCGGAUAAAGAAAAUCAGGCACGUGAUCUUCUAAUACGUAUUGUUGAAAUUCUCGUAUUUAAAUUUAAAGUAGUUGCCAAACAAUGUUCACAAUUGUAUAAUGAAAAAAUAUCUGCAAAAUCAACAUUAACAGAUACAAUAGUUAAAGAAGAAGUAAAACCUCUUAUACAACAAAAUGAUUUAGAUUUGGAUACAUGUACAUUAGCUGAUGUAUUACAAUCGAUGAAUGAUAGUCAAACUAAUAAAGAACGAGAACAACAACAUUCUCGUGUUCAAUCAUUAUCAAUGUCCAUAACCGAUUAUCGUCAAUUAAUUAAAUGUUUAGUGAGUAGUUUACGUAAUAUAACAUGGAUAUUGGUCGAAGUUAAAAUUGUUCAAGAUAGUGUUUUAAGUCAACCGAGACAAUUUUCUCAAACAGUUACAUUAUUAUAUAUCAAAUUUUUUAAAUAUUCUCUACAAUGUAUUGAUAUAUUUUCCAGUCAAAUGAAUACUGUUCUUCAAACUGAAAUUACUUCAAAUUCUCUUCAAACUUUAUCAACACCAUCUACUAUAGUUAAUCGUCAAGUUGUACCACUCUCAUUAUCUAUUCCAUCAUCUUCAGCUACUCGUUCAAAAGAUGAAAAAGAAAUAAUGGAUUUAAUUGCCAAUGUAUUUCAUUUUAUUCAUCGUUCUAAUUGUCGUGAAAUAUUUGAACGAAUACUUCCUUAUUUAUAUGAACGUUCAAUAGAAAAUUCAAAUAUAACAUUGAUACCAAAUAGUCUUCUUCAACAUGGAACAUCCACUAUACUUGUACAAGUUCUUAUUGAUUUUUUAUUACCUCGUAUGUCAGAAAUUGGAGGACGAGCAUCAAAUGAACGUUCAAAUGUUUGUCUAAAAUUAUUUAAAUUACUUAUUAAUAGUGUAUCAACAAUUCCAAAUGAUAAUGAAACAAUUAUACAGCCACAUUUACAAACAAUUAUUCGAAAAUCUAUUGAAUAUGCACAAAAAUCACAGGAUCCAGUGAAUUAUUUUAUGUUAUUACGGGCACUUUUUAGAAGUAUAGGUGUUGGAAAUCAUGAACUAUUAAAUCAAGAAUUUUUACCAUUAUUACCAGAUCUCUUACAACGUUUAAAUGAGUAUCAAUCGUGUAAACAUCGUCAAAAUUUACGUGAAUUAUUUAUUGAAUUAUGUUUAACUGUUCCUGUUCGUCUUAGUGUUUUAUUACCCUAUUUACCUUUAUUAAUGGAACCAUUAGUUAGUGCUCUAAAUGGUUCACAAACAUUAAUUUUACAAGGUUUAAGAACACUUGAAUUAUGUGUUGAUAAUUUACAACCCGACUUUUUAUAUAGUCAUAUACAUCCUGUACGAUCAGAUUUAAUGAUAUCACUCUAUCGAAUAUUACACAAUACAAAUACAAAUCAUCUACAACAACAAGAUCAAUAUAAUACUAGUAAUAAUAAUAACAAUAAUAACAUUAAUAAUGUUUCACAAAAUGCUUACAGAAUAUUAGGAAAACUUGGCGGUAAUAAUAGACGAAUAUUAAAUGAAUCACAACGUUUAGAAUUAGAUAAAGAAGAAAAUGAUUAUAAUACAAAUAAAAAUGUUCAUGUUCAUCUAUUAUUUGAAAAUGAACAAAAACCAAUUACGGUACCAAUAUUGAAGAUUCUUCAACUAUGUUCUGAAACAUUAAAAAGUUCAACAAAUGAUUUAUUUGUAAAACGUAAUGCUUGGUUAAUUGUCAAAAAUAUUCUUUGUGUCAUUAUUACUAUUGACAAUGAUCAUGAACUUGUACAAUAUUUUCUUUCUCAUCAAACAUUUUUAAAUGGAAAAAUUUGUCAACAAUCAUCGACAUGGAAUAAAAUUAAUUCUAUUAUUCAACCCUAUCGUUAUUAUCAUGAUUUAUUAUUCAAAUGUUUAUAUCAAGCAGCAGCAAUAAAUAAAGAUUUAGAAAAUGAUACAUUAUCAAUGAUAAAAGCAACUAUAAGACAUUAUACAUUAGUUUCAUUAACUCAACAAACAGGUCCAUUUGUCAGUGAUAUUUAUGGUGAAAAUCGUUUAAAUGGCAUGGAUUGUUCUCUAAUAUUAAUUGAUAGUAUUAUAUCCGCUUAUAUCCAUGAAGAUAAUGAAAUAAAUGAUAUUGGACGUUUAUCAUUAGAAAUAUUUGUUGAUACUCUAUUAACAAUAUUAAAUGGAGAUUGUAUACGAUUAUUAUCAUUACCAAUUUGGGAUUAUUUUAUUCAACGUAUAUGUCAUCAAAGUCAUGAUCCUAUAUGGUUUUCAAAAAAUGGUGCAUGUCGAAUUAUUAAUGAAUUAACAACGAAUUAUUUUAAAAAUAGUAAUGAAUUUUUACUCCGAUAUAUUGUUCAAUUUAUUCGUUCAUUAUUUUUCAUUAUUCUAUCAUUAACAAAUGAAAUAACAGCUGGAACAAUUGAUUUAGCAACAGAUGAAGUUCAACGAUUAUUAAAACAAUGUUUUGUAGAUGUAAAUAAUAAUGAACAAAAAAUUAUUCGUGAAGUAAUAUCCGAACUUAUUUCACAUAUAACUUCGCCCAUAAGUUCAAUUCGUGAAUUGUCAUUUGAUUGUUUAAAAAAACUUAGUGAAUAUUUAUCUCAACCAUUGUCAAUAUUAUUCGAACCAUUUAAAAUUAUUUUUCAUCAAAAUAUAUUUUCUUUAAAACAUUUACCAUUAAAAUAUCAAUCAAUCAAUUUUCAAUUAGCUCUUAUGGAAUCGUAUACAUUUAUUCGAACAUUAGAACCAAAAUUUAAUCUUCUUUAUUCAUCACUGACACGAUCCGAUUUAACCACUUUUGAUGAUGAAUUAUUUAAAGAUUUAUCUUAUUUAUGUUUGACAAAUGAAGAUGAUUUAAUCAAACAGCAACCAUGUUAUCGUCAUUCAGAUGCUCAACAACUAUUAACAAUUAAAAAACAAGCUGUACGUACAAUAUGUGUAUAUCAUGAAGCAAAUGAACAUCGUGAAAAAGUUUUACGUCUUAUCUAUAAAAUGGUUACAUUAUCAACGGGUGAACUUCAAGAAUCGGCAUUUGAAUGUUUUCAACAAAUUUUAGCUAAUCAUGCUGAUGCAUUAAAAUUACGAUUUGUUGAAAAUUAUUUACAACAAAUUACACCACUUUCACAACAACAACAAACAUUAGAUGGAAAAUGUUUGACGUUAAAUAUUGCACAAGUAUGCGCAUAUCUAGCAAAAUUAGCACCACAAGCAUUUGACGAGAAAUUAUGUGAUGUAUUACUGAAUAAUGUACGAAAAUUAUUAGAAACAAUAGUAAAUACUUAUCGAACAAUAACAAAUAUAGCAAAUAAUACCGAAUUAAAAACGUGCAUUAUCAUUUUGGAAUUAUUUUCAUCCUUGCCCACAUGUUCACAACAUUUAAUUGAACAAUUAACCAUAUUAAUUUUAAGAACAGAAAAACAUUUAAUGAUUGAAGCUAGUAGUCCAUUUCGUCCACCAUUCUUACAUUUAUUAUCUCGUCAACCUCAUCUAAGUUUACAACAAUUUUUUUUCGAUGAUAUUCAUAUGAAAGAUCCACAAUGGUGUCGUCUAUGUAUUCAAUUGGUUAAAUCAUCAUCUACAACAAAUCAUAAUACAAAUGAUGAUGAUCUUAUACGUGUUCGUUCCUAUAUUCGUCUAAAUCUUAUUGAUCGUUUUCGAUUUUUAUUAACUGAACAUGUAUCAACUAUUGAAACAUCAUCAUCUGAUCAAUUAUCAUAUAUAAUUUGUUUUCUUAUUCGUCUAUUAAAUCAAUUAGCUAAAAAUGAUUUACAAUGGUGGUCUCAACAACAUGAUUUUAUUUUAAUAUUAUUACGUCUUUGGCGAACAAAAUUAUUUCAAUAUCAUUCAUUAUUUUUAACUGAUCAUUAUGAUUCAAUGUGUUAUAAAGAGCAAACAUGGGUAUUAAAUUUAUUAAUGUACUAUUAUAAACAAUAUCCAGAUAAAAUUCAUAUUUUAAUUGAAUUAAUAAGAAUUUAUGCAACAAAUGGUGGUAAUUUUGAACGUAUUCCAACACCAGUUUAUCCAAAUAAAUUUUCUGAUUAUCUUCAACAAAUAGUAAUUAAAACUUAUUCUAUACAAUGGAAACGUGAUGCAUUUUCAAAAUUUCUCGUAUUAUGUCAAGAUUUAACAUAUCCAAUUGAUUGUAAAGCAGCAUUUUUAGAAUAUGUAUUAAUACCCGCUUUUGCUUACGAAUUUGAAAAUGGACAACGAGAACAAUUAUUAGCUCCAAUGAAAUGUGAAUUAUCGGAUGUUGAAGAAACGCCUGUUGAAUUAUUUAUUCGUACAACAAUGGAUUCUUCAAUUCUACGACAUUCAAAUGAUAAAUUUCGUAUUUCAUUAUUACGAUUUUCUUGUUUAUUAUUAGAAUUUGCUCAUGAAUAUAUAUGUGAUGUUAAUAAUAAACGUCAAGAUGAAAAACUUCGUCGUUUAAUGGAAUGUGCCUAUUCAACAUUGGUUAUGAAUAAUUUAGAUCCAACAUUUAAAUGUCAAGCUCAUUUACUUUUAUGUCAUAUUAUAGCAAAAUUUGCUAUUAAUAAAAAAAUUGUUUUACAAGUAUUUCAUAGUCUAUUAAAAUCACAUGCUCUUGAUGCUAAAUUAAUUGUUCGACAAGCUAUUGAUAUAUUGGUACCAGCAUUACCAUUAAGAAUGGAAGAUGGAUAUGAAAUGUUAGCACAUUGGACAAAAAAAAUGAUUACAGAUGAAGGACAUUCAAAUGUACAAUUAAUACAUGUUUUAACAAUUGUUGUUCGACAUCAACAAAUUUAUUAUCCUGUUCGACAUACACUCGUUCAUUUAAUUAUACAAUCGGCACAAAAAAUAGCAUCACAACCAACAGCAUCAUUUGAUCAUCGAAAAUUGGCUAUUGAUUUAAUUGAAGUAACAAUUAAAUGGGAAUUAAGACGACGUAAUGAAGAAGAACAAAAACUUAUAUCAAAUGAUAUUAAACCAAUAAUUAAAGAAGAAAAUAAAUCAACAGUAACACCGACAGCCGAUCGUCCAUUUAGUAAACCAUUAAUUGAAACAUUAUUUGUCUUUCUUAUUCGAUUGGCAUGUCAAUUGAGUACACCAACGUAUAAUCAAUUAUCACAACAAUGUAUUAAAUUAAUUAAAACAGCAAGAAAAUUUGCAUGGUCAACAGUCGAUGUCAAAUUAGUAACAUUUGAACGAUUAAUACAUCAAAUUGAAUUAUCUACUCCACAAUAUUCAUCAAUUGCCACAGCCAUUGAUAUUUUGGCCUUUUUAAUAACAACUUAUAAUUUAAGUCAAAUUAAAUAUACCAUGCGUACAUUAAAACGUUUUUUAAUAUUGUGUGUACAAAUACCACAGAAUCAACGUCUAUUAGAAUCGAUUCAAAAUUUAUUGAGUAAAUUAAUUAUACAAAUUCCAAUUGAUCCACCACCUCCAACUUCAGCCACAGCUCUUUCAACACAAAUACCAACACUUCCUAAUACAACAUCAGUUACCGGUACAUUAGCCACAUUAACACCAACAAUGGCAAAUAAUAUAACUAAAGGUUGUGAAGAUAUUGAACCAUUUUAUUCUGUGAUAAACAAAACAAUUUUAGAUAAUAUGAGUGGAAUAACAGACAGGUAA
Messenger RNA from Didymodactylos carnosus, 6975 nucleotides. The record is from the annotation of a GenBank genome assembly. NCBI's taxonomy places the organism in Eukaryota, Metazoa, Rotifera, Eurotatoria, Philodinida, Philodinidae.